Molecule: messenger RNA, 981 nt
Organism: Anopheles nili
Lineage: Eukaryota; Metazoa; Arthropoda; Insecta; Diptera; Culicidae
Exons: 3
Coding region: 1-981 (326 amino acids)
Source: RefSeq, a predicted model, not a curated record
AUGGCGAAAACCGAAAUUCUAAAGGGCAAAAUGCCAGUUGCUUUGCUGCAAGAAAUGUGCUUUAAGGUACAAGGACCGCCUCCUAUUUAUCAGUACUUGGGAGAGGAAAGUGUUCACUUUAGCAACACAAAGAAAUUUACACACGCCGUUUCUGCUCUGGGCAAGAUAGCAAAGGGGGCCGGAAGAUCAAAACAGGAGUCGAAACAUGAGGCUGCGUGGCAACUUAUACGCCAGCUAUUGGACCUCCCGGAGGCUGACACAGACACAGGAGCUGACAAUCAAGACGGAACGGCAGUCCCAGACUUGUGUUUGGAUCGCGUUACCCAAGUGCGAGAUAUUUGCAUUCAGCGUAAUUUUCCUUUGCCUGAGUUUGAGCUAGUACGUAGUUACGGCCCUUCACAUGCACCGGUUUUCGAAUAUGAGUGUCGUAUCCGUGAUAUUGUACGACGAGGCACCCAUUCCACCAAAAAAGGCGCAAAGCAGAAUGCUUGCCAAGAAAUGAUUGCAACGCUUCAAUCGAUGCCAGUGGAAGAAUCUGCAUUGCAGAUCCAAGUACUAGAUAUGGCUCUAGAAGCGGUAGAAGAGGACGUCAAAAAUGUUGUUCGAACGUACCGCGAAUACACUCAGUCGGAUAACAAAAAGAAGCUUGGAGUUAGUAUUGCAGAUAGGCAUACAUUUUUCCUCGAUUUACCAAAGGAUCGGAUCGAAGAGUCACGUCGAAUAUUGGAAAAUCCUGAUUUAACGCUUAGCGAGAAAUGUUAUCAAAUCCCUCUAUCGCUUGGACUGAAGACGAAACUGACGAUAUCUAAUGGCAAUAUGCCCACCAUAAAGGGUAGCUGUAUGAACACUUUCGAGCUGCUUCAUCCUGAGUAUGACUGUUUCAUAUAUGGUCAGGGAGAAGCAAUUUAUCAAAAAAUAUUUGAUUAUUUUGAAAAAAUGCUUAAAGCUCAGCAAAACAACGGUGUUCGAGCGAUGUUAUAG